AUGACGCUUAUCUCCGGCUGUACAACCGGUUCGCUGGGGCGGCGGUGGCAGUCACUGCUGCCGCUGCUGAUGGUGACUGUCGUGUGGCUGGACACCGCGGCUGCCAGCGAGUUUCCUGAGCGCGAGUGCUGCGACUCCAUACCUCCACUGCCGGCCCAGUUCACCACACCGCCGGUGUCUGUGGCCACCGAAAAACCCAAGACGAGCAGCACUUCAACAACGACGACAGCCAAACCAACAGUGAUCAGCAUCCGAACGGCGUCGACGACCAUCAACUGCAAGCUGGCGAGAGAGUUGUGUGAGAAGGACCGCGUCUGCCAUUCCAUCACGGCCAUUAUCCCGCGACUCUGCGGACAGGAGCUAGUGUCGUGCUCGACGGUGACGGUGACUAAGUGUCGGGCGGCUCUGAGGACACUGGUGGCAUUCCAGUUCUUCCAGCCCACGUGUCUGUGCAAGGAGCAGCGCGUCGACCCCGAGUGUAACACCUACCGCAACCUGGUGUUCGACCACCCCUGCUUCGGAAUGCGCAGUCAGGAUAACGACCCGUACCCGGUGCACGCCCUGCCGACCUGCGACUACGCCCUGGACGCCUGUCGAAACCAGGAGCAGUGCGUGCCCCUGUAUGACAACUACCUGAAGGCGUGUCCGUUUGAGCUGGACGAGUGCCACAUGACGAACAGCUCUGCAUGUCUGGACGCCUGGAACCAGCUGAAAAUGAGCCCCGUUUUCGGAUGUAUGUGCACAAACGUUCAGGAAGAAAGUUGUGAGAAUAUCUAUGAGAAGGUACACAAAAAUCCCUGCAUUGUGAGCGGUCUGGGAGGGGACGAGGUCACCCGACCACUAGCUGAACAUCACCUCGUGGCUCCGCUGUACGAGGUGACCUCACAGCGACCCCGGUCAUCCGACAUCGUAAGGACCCUCUAUGGGCCCGAUGAAGACGAGGAGCCAGAGAAUCCCUUCGCCCCACCAAAGCUGCCGGAGACAACCAAAGUUGAUCUGGUGACUGUCAGUUCGGUCGACCUGGAGUCGGCCGAGCCCGUGCUGCAGUCGUCCUGUCACACGGCGCUGGCCAACUGCCGCCGGGACCGCCGCUGCCGCCUCCUGCUGGAGCCCAUGUUGAACAGCUGCGUGGCCGACUCGUGCCACCGCCAGCAGUGUAUGAAGCACAUGCAGGAGUUCUACGACCAGUCAGACAGCGUGCUCGUCAUGGACGCCGCACUCUGCGUCUGCCGCCGGAGGGACGCGGGCGAGUCGGGCUGCGUGGCGGCCAUGCAGCGGCUGCACCCGGCGUGCGCCAGCCAGCCGGAGGGCGGCCGGCUGCCGUCGUGUCUGCGGGUGGCGCGCCACUGCCGCCGCCAGUGGGACGGCCGCUGCCGGCCGCGGCUCGAGCGCUACGAGCAGGCGUGCGCCGUGGACGUGGUGACGGCCCGCUGCGCCGGCCCCAGCGAGCACUGCCGGAGCGCGCUGCUGGCCGUGCUCGGUACCGAGCUGCACAGCCACUGCGGCUGCCACGACGCGCCGGCGGCCGGCUCCACGCCCGGCCAGCACAGCUGCCACGACUGGGAGCGCCUCCUCUGGGCUAAUCCCUGUGUCGUGGAGGCGCAGCGAGAGUUCCACCGUCAGCGCUCUGUCCUUCUGGAGCCCAUACUCAAGGAGUACGGAGAGACGGUCAGCCCAGGCGGCUCACCGGCCGAGUCGCCGUCGCAGAACCCCGCUCGUCGAGUGUCAGACGUCACCAUCAUCACAACCACCACCACCACAACCACUACCACACCGGCCACCGCAGCAACCACCACUACCACCACCACUGCUGCAACCACGUCAACCACCAGUGCUACCACCACCAGUACCACGACGGCGCCGCGCUGGCCGGGGGUGGUGAGGGGCGCCGCGCCGCCGCCGGUCCGUCCACCUCGCCCCACGAGUGCCGCACAGCCGCCGCUGCCGGCGCACUGCGUCUCCCGCCGGGAGGGCAGGCCACUGGAGAGGAUACCGGUCGGCUCCGGAAUCAGGUAUAACCGUCUGGAAGACGACCCGGACGACCCGUACCGGGACGAGGAGGACUGCUCGGAGCUGUGCAUGUGCCACGGCCGCGGCCGGCUCGUCUGUAACGUGCUCGACUGUCUGGAGAAGCGCGAGUGUCAGUCGUCACUGGCGCUGUACCACCACGGCACGGCCGGCCUGGUGCCCUACCGAGAGGGAUGCGUCUGCCACCAUGGGGACUUUAUCUGCAUGAGACCGCCCGCAGAUGAGUACACUCUGCCUUUCGGAGUGUUCCUCUUUUUGGGCUACAGCAGAAAAGAGGAGGAGAUUCUGCACCCGUACACGCAUAAAACGGUCAAAGACCACACCAUCACAGAACUGAAGAUGCUCCUUUUGAACACCAUGCGAGAGAUGGGCAGAGACUUCCAGGAGUGGCCGUGUAAGCUGUCCAUUCACCAGCGCUUCGAGUCGACAGAGAACCUCAUAGUUCAGGCGAAACUGGAGGAGGUCGAGAAAAUGUAUAAUCAGAGUCUCAGCCAUGACCUCUUGAAGAGGGAAAAGGACAAGUGCACCGGUCCCCUGAGGGACAUCAGUUACAUGAUCAACAAUCGCGAGCGUUCCAUUGUGUCGCAUCCUCUUCUUUCCGUCUUCAAGAUGGCCGACGUGGAUGUCACCACGCCCGACACGUCAGCAGCGGGGCCGUCGCCUCAGUCAGCUACUGUCCUGCUGCUAUUGGCCACACUGCUGGCUAUGGGACCCCCAGCGUGACAUCAUCAAGGCAGAGAGUGGCCGACGGCCGGACCUGUUGUGGCUCAACCUUGGUGCCGAGCUGGAUGGUUAUGCGAGUGAAUGAAGUCUAGUGUAGCUACAAUCGCCGAUCGAGAAACAGUAAAUCGGCUGCAUAACGGGCUUCUCGGCAUUCCUGGGAAAUGCAGUAGCAUAGUGUUUUGAUUAUAGGUACAAUACCAGGAAGUGGCAGAGCCCUGAAGAUUUUUGUGACAAUAUUGGUCGCUUCUAUUUUGAGGCUGAUGGCCACAGCUGGCUGUGAAUUGUUUAGAUACAGAACUCGAUGCUGAGCAGCCAGUGUUACCGUAAGCACUGACCGUGAAGCAGCGACUCGCGGGGGUCGGGGAUCUGGCAGCACUGCGCAAAGCCGGGAGGGCCAGAUCUGGCAGCACCCCUGCGAAGCUGGACUGCAGUGGCAGCGAUAAGCAAUACAAGUGCGAGGCGUCCCGACUAGGCAGCCGGCGACGUUGUAAAGUGGCGUGCGGUCGAACGAUGUGUGGCUAUCAGUGGAGAAUCAGAUAGUUUGGAGUGUGUGAUGUGAGACGUUGUAUAGGCGUUUAAGGGGUGUGAUGUGUCAUCAGCUGCACAUUGUGUGGUGUUGAGAGCUAGGCCCGUCUGCUCCUGUCUGAGGUUCCUGGGGUCGAAGGAAGAAGAGCUAUACCGAAUGAUCCUGCUUCGCUGGUUGCAUCAUUCCGUUUUAUCGUUCAAUUAUUUGCUGCAGACACUCAUGGCCCUCGGUGACCUGCUGGCCUUUUCAACAUAUAUCUUCGUAAGGUCAUAUUUUGACCCUCUUUACACCCAGGUAGCCAUGUUGCACUUUUCUUGCACCCAGGCAACCGUGCUAUGUCCUUCUCUUAACCCAGAUUCCCUUGUUAUACUCCUCUCUACUGUCUACCGUCUACACUGAGACAGCCAUGCCACCACCUUCUCCACACAUCCGGAUGCCCGAACACACACUAUGUCCUCUGCAACACUCUGAACAGCUCGUCUGCGAGAGUGAGAAGCGCCAUUCGAUGUGUUUUGAGCUGACGAGUGUUGUUAAUGCUUAAAGCGUGUCAGUUCCGUGGACUGUUGUGCAUCAGCGUCAGGCUUGUUAAGUGUUAUGAUUACUUAGCAGCAUGUGUUACAUGUCUAUGUAAGGUACGCUCUCGCAGCUUAGAUCUGACUUGAGUUUUAUGGGCGAAAUACUGUCUAUAUCCCGCGACUGCUGUUAUAGCUGGCAGGUUAAACCAUCCGCUUUCUCAAUAUCGCGCGAGCGAGUCGCUAGCCUAGUGUUAUGACAGAAAGAUGCCGUAUUCACACAAGUAGAAAGAAAAUGCACUGAUAACAGCGGUACUAAUGAUUUACGUUGUGGCAUAGAUAACAUGAAUCUAUGUUAUCUAUGAUUCAUGUUAUCUAUGAUUCAUGUUAUCUAUGGUUGUGGCAAUGCCAGUUUGUUUCUCGAAACCUUUUUCUAGUUAGUUUUGUCUGUAUGCAUAGUAAUUAUAUUCUUUUACAAUAAUCAAUAAUCAUUCGUGUAUAUUUUAAUUAUCUUUAGUUUUAAUCUACAAAAAGGCACUAUAUGUAGAAAAAUACUACCAAGGUCGCUAACUUUAUCAACUUUAAUUACCUUUAUGUUAAAUCGCUUAGUGCAUGGUGUUUACUUACAUGUUAUCGCUAGGUGAUGGUAUCCCAUAAUUCCUAAGGUUACAGGCGACCUUAACGACAUAUCAUGACUGGUAAUCAGUUGUUCAAUCUGUAUCGUCAAAAGUAAACAUAUCAGCGAUGACAAUCUUCUAUUAGAUCUGUUCUGGUUAGAUAGUUCAGACUAUUUAUUGUGUCCGAUGUGUUAAUACAGCUACCUACCAAUGUAGCAUGCGAUUAUGGCUUUCAACAGACGCUGCAGACAAAUUUGUGUUUCAUUGUAACAGCAGUACCGAAAAGCUUCCACAGCGUCCAUAAAAUGGCAUUAACGUCAAACAUUGUGGAAAGCGCCCAGUACCAGUACCCAACAUUUACCAUGAUAGGUUUGCGCCAGUUUAUGGAC
Molecule: messenger RNA, 4795 nt
Organism: Amphibalanus amphitrite
Lineage: Eukaryota; Metazoa; Arthropoda; Thecostraca; Balanomorpha; Balanidae
Exons: 13
Coding region: 1-2751 (916 amino acids)
Biological process (GO): nervous system development
Cellular component (GO): signaling receptor complex; external side of plasma membrane
Molecular function (GO): signaling receptor activity
Source: RefSeq, a predicted model, not a curated record